AAACAUUAAUAGUUUAUGGAAUUUAACUUCCUUUUUCUGAACCGAUCGUUCUGUGAAGAUCAUUUUUAUUUAAGAUGAUUUGAUAAAGACCACAUUACCGUGAUAAGAUUAGUGAUAAACUUGAACUUCAACGAGUUGUGAUGGAGUUACAAGACGUCUUGUUCAGUUUGAUUCGUCGUUAGUUGUUUAUAAUGUGAUAAAAAUGGAUAGCAAAGCUCAUAGCAAAGCGAAAGCAUUUUCGGCCUCUACUCCUUCAUUUUCUUUUCGCUACAAUGCAGAAGAUGAAGAAGUUGAACAGCUCUACUAUACACCUAGUGAUACAGAAUCUAGUAAGAAAAUUGAGGAUAGUUCCCACAUAUCUAAUGAAGAAGGAAUUAAUGAAACAAAAAGCAAAGACUCAUCUCCUAUUCUCUCAAAGUCAAAAGCUUUGGGAAACUUGGAUGAGAGUUCUUCGGGGGAGACAUGGAGGAUUCUCAGGGAGAUGAAGGGAAGAAUUACAAAAACUGUGGAAGACAAAAUUGAAGAAAUUAAAAGUGACAGAAUGAAAAAAAAACUGUUGGCUACUUCCAGCCUUAGUGACUCCGAAGAAAGAUCUGAAACUUCAAGCUCGGUUAAGGACAGCUCAGAGAAAGCUCCUUAUCAAAACAAGGAAGAUGUAGUUAUAGCUGAUUCAGAUCUCGCUGAUAUCAGUGACACCAGCUUAACUCCUGAUCGAACUACACCUGUCGCUACCGAAGUCGAUAUUUCUGAUGUAACACCAUCCAAGGACAAUUUCAUCACUACUUCUACUUUUAAUACUUCUACAAAGAAAGGGUCUGUUCGUAGUGAUGAUACAGAAAAAACUUCCAAUAUUUUGUAUAAGAAGCUGAAGAUGAAAGCAUCAAAGAGAGUAGAGUUGGGAAUUGAAGCAGUAGAAGAAUCAGUUGGUAAAGAAGAAGGGAGACUCAUGGAAAAAAAACCUGUUAAGGAUCAUGCGAGCUCUCACGUGUAUGUGAUGCCAAAUAUUUCGGUCCGAGCUGCUGCCUUUUUUGCUUUGCUUGGAGUUCUUUACACAUUUGUUAAUGUUCCUCAGUUUUUGUUUGGAGUUAUUGUCGGCGUAUUUCUAAGCUUCGAGUUCAGCUACUGGGCCAGUUGUUCCCAAUGGACUAACCAUCAAAAAGUUCCUGCUGAGUAUUAUAGCAAUGAUUACCCAAGUGGGCAGUUUUAUCCACCAUCCUUGGAAGAGCACCAAAAAGUAGUAUAUGAGGGUUGGGUUAACGAGUUCUGUUUUGAAUAUCAACCUGAGAUCUACCAUGUCACUCAGACAGAGACAGUCUACGCUCGCUUAGAAGGUAGUGUUUUGAAACUGGCUUCUCCCAGGCAGAAGAUAUCUAAGAGGGCUAUCUGGAAUGAGCCUCAAUAUAAGCUGAGGUUUGACAGAGAGAGGACAUAUGACAUCAGUAGCUGUCAGGUGGUACUGCUACCUGAUAAGUUGGCACAUAAGAGAAUUUGGAGUAAAAAGUACCCAAUUUGUAUUAUUUUGAACCCUGAUUCACAUUUGGGUACUCGUUACCGUGAGAGGGGGACUUCCUCUUUGGAUUUUGUCUCUUACAAGAAAAGUCCAAAGAAAGGAGAAGAAGAAGAAAAGGUUGAUGAAGAACAAGAUAGUGGAGAAGUAAAAACUCCAAGCAAGAUAAAAAAAGGUGGAAUUUGCCUUGAUGAAGAUGAAAUGUCACUAUGUACUGAUGAGGAAGAUGACGAUAAUGGAUUGAGCAGUGACUAUGUCAAAGUUCCUACUUCACUCAUCAACAAGAAUAAUAUUUAUCUCUUUGCUAGGACAGAUAGAGAAAAGGACAUAUGGUUCAGGAGACUGGCCGCAGCAGCAAAAGAGAAAUCUUCUUCGAUAGAAGAAGAAGAGCAGAAAAAUGACGUGUGCCUGUCUGAAGGUGAUGACUCUAAAACUCCAACAAAGCCACAGAAAUUUGAUGAGCAUUACCACACCUUUAUGGUGCAGUACAUCAGGAGAAAGAUCAACAUAUGUGGUGGUGAAGAGAAUGUUGAUAUGCCUGAAGAAGAAGAUGAGAGUUUAGUCUGGUUCAAUAUGUUUCUCGCCAGGAUACUGUAUGAUCCUAUGCAUGACAGCUAUUGGAUAAAGCAAAUUCAAGAAAAAAUACAAAAAAAACUUUCUGCUAUUAAGGUACCCACAUUUAUGGAAAGUCUAUUGGUAUCAAAUGUAGAGCUUUCUGAAUCUGUCCCAGUAAUUGAAAAGGGCUGUUUACCUAAGCUCAACUGCGAUGGGAUUUGGGUUGAUCUUGAUAUUAAUUAUAAGGGAACAUUUAAAAUGACAAUAGACACAAAGAUUAAUCUAAUCAGGUUAAAGAAUUACUAUGGAACUAUACAAAAAUCUGAAGGUGGUGAAGUUCCUGAAGUAUUAGAAAAAAGUCUUUUAAAACCUGCCAUAUUUGAUAGCGAAGUUGAAGAUAGUGCUGAAUCUUCUGGUGAUGAGGUUGGUCCCGAAGAUUGCCAAACAUCCAAUAAUAAUCGAAGGAAAACUUCACAGAAAGUUAUGCAAAUGGUCGAUAAGAUAGCUUCUUCAAAAUACUUCCAGCAGGUAACUGACAACAAGUAUGUGAAGAAAGCCUUGGAGGGUGUCUCAAAUACUACAAUAUCUUUAGUGGUUCAGGUGAAAAGCUUGACUGGAACUGUGGUCAUCAAUUUCCCUCCUCCGCCAUCUGACAGGUUAUGGUAUGGGUUCAGACCAAAUACUAAAUUGUCAUUAUCUGCAAAACCGAAGGUUGGCCAAAGAGGAAUAAAUAUGGUCUACAUUACUAAUUACAUUGAAAAGAAGUUAGUGAGAGAAUUUGAGAAACUUUUAGUCAUGCCAAAUAUGGACGAUCUCAUUAUACCUUUAAUGAACAAAGAAAAGCCGUCGUAACAUCACUAGGAUUUCAAUGAUAGCUUAGUAUCAUUAGAUGGAAAAAACAGUGUGUGAUAUUUUUAUAUAUAGUGUUUAAGACCUGUAAGAGACAGUAUUUCUAUUAACAUUGAAUCACGCUGCAUCAGCUUUUUGCCUGUUUUCAAAAAUUCAUUGAGAUACCAUGUACUGAGACGGCACCUAUAUUGUGAUAUACUGCCAAAUACUAUUUAACAAUAUUGGUUGAGUAUUAUUUUUAAAGUAAUUAUGAUUAUUAAGGAUGAAGAAAAGAGAAGCAAAGCGUAAGUUUAAACACCAAAAGUAGUGGAAAGUUUAGAAAAAAGUAUUUUUAUUUUAGUUACAUUAUUGUUUUAAAAUAUCAUACAUCUGGAAUGAAGAAUAUGCAAGAAAAAAAUGAACUGUAGACACAGAUUACGUUCUAUAGGGUUCCACAGGUUCCUUUAAGUUAUGUUGCUGGUAGAUCACCUGCUGUGUCUAUUGGCUGUUCUUGUUAUUUCAAGGCUGGAGUUGUUCUUUGGGAUGAUAGGGGUCCAACCAUUAAAAUUUCUGAUGUUAGAAAUUUUGGAGUUAAAGUAUCUCUUUCGUUCUGGAUGAAUGAUAUAUUUUUAUAGUGUACCAUUACUAUGCUUAUCAGUUUAUGAUAGUGGUAAAUUCAGGGCUUUAUUUAUUAUAUGUUCCUAGAAUGUAUAUAUAUAUAUAUAUUUUUUUUUUUUUGUGAUUAUUAUUUGAAAAUCAAGCAUAAAAAUAAUAUUUUAAAAUUAUUUCAUUUUCAUAGAUCAUUUAUUUAUGAAAAAAAAAAAAUUCCAGAAUAAUGGUUACUGAUCCUCACAACACACAUAAACAUUUAAAUUAUCUACCAUUACUGCUGACUGCUGUAGAUUUAUUGUGAUGCUACGAUUAAAGUUGUGCCCUGUAUCGAACGAGGAACUGAUUGUCAGUUUUAGUCUUAACUAAUCUCGGAAAUACAAAACCUCCCAGUUACAUUAUAACUUAUUACUAGAAAUUCUUUUGUUAAAUGUAAAAUAAAUCUAACUUUUAUCUGUUAAAAUUCCAAUGAAGAGAACUCUUUAACGAACUUUAAAAAACUCUUUUGUGCAUAUAUAAAGCUAUUUAAUUUCAUAGAAAUAGUUAUUCAAAGCUGUUGAUCUACUCUUGCUCAAGAGAUUCCCUAGGCAUGGAAGGAAAAAGGAAUUCUGUAAGGUAGUGGUUCCCAACAUUGCUUAGUGUUCAAUAUUGACACUUAGUGACCAGACAAUAGCAAUUUGUAUGUCACAUUAUUAUUUAAUAAAUAACAGCUAUUAAUUGUUUUCAUUAUGAAGGUAUAUGAGGAAGUGAUCACCGAGCAUGUUGGGGUGGGGUGAGGGUUCCAGAGUGGCUGGUUCUGAAUGUUGUGGGUUUGAUUCCCACUUGGCUCCGUUAAUAUUUAUUUGUCAGUAGGCUCGAAAAAUGAAUAUUGGCACUUCCACUGUGGUUAUGACUUAAUCUCUUGUUAUAGCAGCAAUCUCUAAUUAGCCAUCAGGGGUUGGUAAAAUAAACCAAAAGGCCCACUUUCUGUACUAGUUUUCUCCAUCUGUCACAGCACAGUAUUCUAUGUAGGAGGUAUAUUCUCAAACUUUAUAAAGAAUUGUUAAUGUUAUUAUAAGAAAGUGCCCAUACUUUAUAGAUGUUAAAUUAUCAUGAAGUUGGCAAGAUAGAUGAUUGAGGUUGGGAGUACAGUAGUGGCACACUUCACUAUAAGGAAUUCUUAAUUGUGGCUUACAUUAUAAAAAAAUGAUGAACUUCUGCCAUUGAAACUUCUCAUUCAUAUUUUAGGUAGUAAAAAAGUUAAACUUUUAUUUAAAAAAAAACAACUAAAGAAAGCAAUCUAUUACUAUAACAAUGUAGAGAUGGUUGACCGUGAAAUAAUAUGAGAAGGAAUUGCGGUCGGGGAGUGCGGUCAAAUAAUUCGACCGCACUCCCGACCAAUUCCUUCUCAUAUUACUAUAAUAAUAAAUAAAAUAGAUAAUUGAUUGAAAGAAAAAAUAAUAUGUAUUAAAGAAUGGUGGGAAAAAAUAGGUUUAAAAUGGCAGGUUUUGUUUUAGCAUCACUAAAAUAUUAUAGUCUGAAAUCUACAGCAAUGAGAGUUCCAGUUUUGUACCACAGUAAAAUUCUCCUAAUUUGGCUCUUCAGGACUUGAGUAACACCAGAUUAUCGAAUGAUGUAAGAAAAACAGAAAAAUACAAUCGAAGCUUACAAAUAAUUUAAUUUGAAGUUGGCCAAAAAUAUGCUCCUUGUUAUAAUCCUCCUUUAUAAAUGCUGAUAUCCUUUAUUUGGUACUAUGUUUUUUAUCAUGCCUUCUAAUAGCAAGAGCAAACUGAAAAAAGGUUUUAUGAUUGAUUUGUUUUGAUGUUUUGUGAUUUUUUUUUUUGGAAAGUACUGCCUGAUAACCAGGUAUUUUGAGUCGUAGAAUGCCUAUUUAGACACUUUAUUACAGGAACCAGAAUUCUGGAGUAUUAUCAAAAUUAUAUUGAUUGCUGUAAAUAAUUCUUAAAUGAAAUGCGAAAGGUGAAGCAUUUGUUAAAAAUAUAAAUAUUUCAGAAAAUUUUGAUUUCCUCUUAUUAUUUAUAAUAUGCUUUUGUUUUAAGAGUAAUAUAAUUUAUUUUAUUUGUUAUUUGUCACACCUUUUCAGUUAUAGUACGGCUAAUUAUCCAGAUAGUUAUUCAGUUUAUUAUUUGACAUCAAUUGUUUGUAGAAAUUUUAUUCCAUCCAUUGAUAGAAUUGGAAAAUAUUAUGUUUUUUCCCCAGCAUUUUUUUAUUCAUCUGACUCUAAAUAAACGAAAAUGGUGCAAUUUUUAAAAAAUAUAUUUGUGUUAACCUAAGCUUUAUAAUUGUUUGGGUAGUAGAACUAAUUUGAUUUAUAUAUGUUGCUAGUGAUUUAUAUUUUUUAUGAAAUUGUUUUAAUUGUUUUCAUGGUAAUUUUCUUAUAACUAAUAUCUUUUAAUGUUUUUAUUAUUUAAUAAUAGUAAUAAGAAAGGUUGCUAAAACUCAUUAUACCAUGCGUGAAUCAACAUUGAAAUAGGAAACACCUUUAGGAACCUUUUUCGAACAUUUGUUCGAUGUUACUUCGGAAUGGUGAGAUGCUUCUCUAACAUGUUAGUUUUCCAUGUCUAACUAUGGAUAAAAGGAUUUAAAAACAUAGUGAAUUUCACACACAUAUAUUUGUUUUAUUUUCACUUUUUCAGUCAGUUUUUGCCUCUCUUUGAGUGACAGUUUAAGCUUUUUGAGGAAAUUCGAUUAUUUUUACAAAUCCCAUGUUUUUUAAUUUAAGUAUAAAGUAUAUAGAGUUUCCAAAAAUUAUUUAAUUUGUUAUGCUUGUAGGAAUAUUUAGUUUUUGUUUAGUAGUAUUUGAACUACCUUGUAGUGAAAGUUUGUGAGAAUAAUGUUUAUAUUUGAACACGCUUUUAUGAAUUUUUAUUUCAUUUUAGUAUCAGUAUAUAUCUGAGUUUUACUUACCAUUUAUUUUUAGAAAUUUAUUAUUAGAAAACUAAUUAAAAUAAUUAUGAAAUACUAGAGUUUGAACCUUUCAUUAAGUAUUAGUACAGAAAUUUCCUAUGAAGCUUUUAUUUUAAAACAAACAAUUUUAUUUUUUUGUAUAGGGUGCUUUCUUAUUUAGUUAUUAAAAGUUAAUAAAUUGUUAAAUAAAAGCUGUACUUUCUUUAGAGUUGGAAACGUGAAAUAAUUGUCUAAGUGAUCAGAAGUUUACAAAACAUGAAUAAAUUAUAAAAAAAUUAACAAUGUUUGGAAUAUAUCUCUUUUUUUUUAAUCAUAUCUUGUUGAUCGUGAACAUCUAAUGGUCUUAUAAUAAACUAAUUUAAAUUGUUUAACAUUUACAGUGCAAAUUAAAUGAAUAUACUAUUAUUUUAAUGCUGCAGUCGAUCAUUUAAAAAAAAAAAAAAAAUAUAUAUAUAUAUAUAUAUAUAUAUAUAUAUAUGUCUUCAUUGUCUUCAUUGGUUUAUUAUUGCUGAAAUAGUUUUCAUUUCUGGUCAUGAGUAUUAUGUUAAUUUAUUAUGAGCUCUGAGUGAUGGAUUAUUUAUUUUAAUUGAAUUUUACGUUUAGUUUGUUGUUAAAUAUAUAUUAAAAUAAUAAUUUUAUUUAUACAUUCAUAGAUAGAUAUAUAUAUAUUGAUUUAAAUGUAUAGUACAAUUUAUUUGUGUAUGUUUUAUGUGGUCUAAAUGUUAGUUAAUAUUUCUGUUUUUCUAGAAGCUGUUGUACUUAGAACGAUUUGUAAAUGUUUUUCCAAUAAAUUAAAUGUUAGUUUAUACAUAAAAUAAUAUUAAUAUAUUAAAAGAUUCAACAGUAUAUUUUAAAUUGUUAUGUGUUGAUGUACUAUCUCUACUUGGCUUGGUUAGUAUUUUUUAAAUUGCUGGUGUGAGAUGUGGUAUCUCUGGUCUAGAUUUUUUGUGAUCUUACGAUGCCUGAAUUCAAAAAAUGUCCACUGGUAAGUUAUUCACUGUUAUUUGAGAGAAUUAAGGCUUUAAGUUAAAAUCUUUCAAUAAUAUUAAAUAAUAGUUUUCGUUCAAAUUAUUUUUUUUUUUUUUAGUUUUUGCUCUCAUAAAUUAAAAUAAUACUUGGGAAAUGUUCUAUUAAAGUUCUUUAUAGUAUUUAAAUUGAAAAAAAUUAGAAUUUAAAUAUGUCUACUUCCUGAUGUUACUUGUGCCUGACCUAUGUAGGGAUCACAUCUUAAUGAAAACUGUAACAUAGUAUAGUUUUAUAUAAUUUUUAAUGAAUGUUGGUAUUAUGUGAAAAUUUCUGAUGUCUAGUUUAUAAAGAUGUAUACUUUGGAAAACUGUAUUUGACUUGUUAUUUAGAAUACUGUAUUAAUUCUCACAAAAUUUCAUUUUGGUGUUAAAAUAUAUAUGUGAUUUAUUUUUAUAGUUGUCCCUGUUUGGUUUGAUCUUGUAAUGAAUGGAUGUGAUACAAUGUCCAUAUUUGUAAGUAUUCCUUGGUAAGAUAGUUGUUCUAUUGUUCUCGUUCUGGUCACAUACUGUAUUUAUGACUGAAAGAGAUAUUCACAUUCUGUCUCAAAAUAAGCAUUCCUUCAAAGUAAUACAUGUAAUAUAUAUAAUAAGUAAAUUUGAUCUGCUUUUCACAAAAAACCAUUGUUGCUCCACAAAUUCCUAUUUGUUUAGAGAUGUUUUUAGAAUUUAUAAUAUUCUUCCAUUACUAUUUUUUCUCUUUUAAUUCUUGUUGAUCAUCUGUUUUUUGUAUUUAUUUAUUCUGUGAUAUAUAGUUUUUAUUUAUUUAAUGAAAUUAAUUUCAUUAUCAUCUUAUUCUUCUCCAGAUGAUAUCGUAAUGUUUCAAAAUAUUCUGACCUGCAGCACACCAAAAAUAACUAAUCAGUACCAAUUGCUCGGCUGUUAUUUAUUAAAAUACUUUUUUCUUUUUGUUUUAUUUCAUAAAUAGUAACACAUAAAAUAUUUUUUUGAUUUGGUAUGGGAUGUAUAAGCCACCAAACUGAGGGAUACCCUUGUGGGAAGAAAUUAGGAAAUAUGGUCAUACUGAAGGUGGAGGGUUCCCCUCUUUCUUAACAAACAGGUGUCUUGUUAAAUAGCCACCAUCUUGAAGUUUUCUUUUAAAAUUCAGAUUUUCUUUGCAUUUCAAUUGUGUGUUCCGAUUCAUAAGUUGAUAGUAAAUCAAUGAAAAAAUUAUAGAUUGCAACUACUUCAGUUAACUUCAAGAAAAUAUAGGAGGUAAAAUUUACAAGUCAAUCACUGUAGAGUUUAAAAUAUUUUCCCUCAACUGGUACAUAUACAUACAUACAUAUAUAUUUUUUUUUUUGCACCUAGCAUAUAUUUAAAUGCAUCUUAAUUAUUUUGGUUCGAUAUGGAUUAUUGUUGACGAAUCUGAGACAUCUAUUUUGGAAUACCUGUUAUUUUUUAUGUUGCUUAAAUUAGUGAAACAUCAUAUAACACCUCGGUUGUGAUGAAUUUAUUUUUUCCCUAGCACUUCUAUUUUAUUUAUUCUAGUUUCUCUAGGCUAUUUAUCCAGCAUUUUUAUAUCAUUUCUAAAAUCAACUGAACAACAAUUGCUUGAAAUUCUAAAACCUUUAUUAUUAAAAUCUAAAAGAAGAAAUUAAAAUACCUAGUUUGUUAAUUUAACUAAUUGACAUGAUUGAGGUGCUCCUCUAAACUCAGUGAUAUCUGAACCUCUUUCUCCAAAACUGCUUUAAAUUUUGAUUGUAUAUCAUAUUUAUUAAUAUGAGCUAAUCGUAUUUAUUGAAAAUUGAGAAAUUUUUUUUUAUUCGAAAAUUUCAUGUUACACUAUUAUUGUUCACUCCUUUCUUUGAAAUAUAAUAAAAUCAAAAUGAAGUUAAAUAACUUCAUAUACCAAAUAAGAUUAGGAAGAUGUUCUAACAUACCACACUAUAUUUUUAGGAAAACUUUUUUAAUUCUCUCUUUGUUUAUUUUAAUUUUAUUUAUGUAUUAUUUAUUUGAACCCUACCGUGCCAUUGAGGCAAUAUGGGUUUUGCAAAACUGGGGUAUUACACGUCACUGCAUAACUGCCUGCUUCUGCAACAAGACUAAUUUUCAUAUUUAAAUCUGCUGUUUAUGGCUGUAUUCCGCUCCUUAUUCCAGAGUCCUUCCUGGCGCUGGUCCUCUUGUGAGGUUGAAGUGUGUGGGUCUAAAUGCUUCUUUCCACCUUUUUACCAAUUCGUUGUAGUACAGGUAGUUUUCUUCUGUAACUAGCUUAGGGAAAUCUGUCUCUGUGAGAACAUAGAUACCGGUUUCCCUCACCAAUUUCAAUCUCAUACCUCGAAGGCGGUGCAGUUUAUGAAAAUGUGCUCAGCAGUCUCCGGGAUCUCACAGUUAGGGCAUAGAGGAUCGACAUCUGUUCCAAAUCCAUGGAGCUUGUCUUGAAAGCCCUCAUACCCAGUAAGGAAUUGUGGGAGCCUCUCUUCCUUUAUGAAAACUUGUUCAUGAUGUGAUAACUUUUCGCGAUGGUUCAAUUAACCCAAUUGUUUUCUGACUGACAUCCUGUGACAAAAAUCCCUUAGGUUUUUUAUUAAUUGAGCAAGCCUAAUAAGCAGGCAUCAAAUAUUGUGAAACAAAAUCUAUUGUAAACAACCUCAUUAUAAUUGGUUCCUGAUUCUUCACUUGGUGGAAACCCUGACAUAUGAGUAUGAUCUUGACUAUAUCAUCCUUUUAAAAUUGCUCAUAAAACAAAGUAUGAAUCCAAGACCGUUCAUAGAUGUACUACUGCUUUCUUUCUACUAUGAAUUAUACAAUUGAAAUAAAAAUAUGAUAACCAAAUCUGAAUUUAAAGAAAUAACAAUUUAAUGAAGGUGGAUAGGCAGAUAUAUUCCAGCAAAUCAUUAAAAUAUUUUGAAAAGUUGUCUGGAAGUUUUACCAAGUAAUCAAUUAGAAUUUCAUGUGGUGUGGUGUGGGCCAGCUCUUAGUAUUAAUCUACAUUUUUUUAAUUUCGAUAACUUUUAGUAUUGAGUUUACUGUGAUGUAAAUUUGAUAGUUCUAGAGUUUAUUUUGAAUUUCCAUGAAUCAUUAUUACCAUUAAUUAAUUUUUAGAAUUAUUUUGUUUUUAUGCUGAAUACUAUCUCAGUGGUGUAAAUAUUAAAUUGUUGCAUUGCAUUUGAUUCUUGCACAAUGGAUUAAGUGUAAUUUAAUGCACUUAUUUAAUUUUUUAUAAACUUCAUCCACUAAAUGAUCACCUACUAUUUAUU
Messenger RNA from Nezara viridula (southern green stink bug), 10628 nucleotides. NCBI's taxonomy places the organism in Eukaryota, Metazoa, Arthropoda, Insecta, Hemiptera, Pentatomidae. The record is from the annotation of a GenBank genome assembly.